Drosophila erecta is the source of this 968-nucleotide messenger RNA. RefSeq names its product accessory gland protein Acp29AB. The record is from RefSeq and is a predicted model, not a curated record. The transcript has a single exon. The coding region runs from base 55 to 903 and encodes 282 amino acids. Gene Ontology annotation, molecular function: signaling receptor activity. Lineage: Eukaryota; Metazoa; Arthropoda; Insecta; Diptera; Drosophilidae.
CCAUGAUUUCAGUAUCAGUUCUUUAUCAGGUUUCCACCUCAGUGGUUGUCCACAAUGCUUAGAUCCGCGAAAUUUAUUCUGUGCGCAUUUGUUUUGCUGUAUCCUUACGGAGCUCUGAUUGAAGCCCAGGAUGGCAGGCGCUACGUGUGUCUACUAUCCGAUCCUCCGAACCAGUGCAGUGAAUACUGUGUAUCCGCACUGCAGCCGGUAAUCGAUCACCUUUCGAAAGAGCAACAGGAUUGGGGAACCUGCGGAGUAAAACUCAAUGAAACUGUGGCGAAACUGGAUCAGAUAGAAGACCAGUUGACGGCGACACAAAUCCAAAUAGAGUCCCAGCACGCAUUCCUCAAGAACAAUAUUACGAAGGCCAUCCCCCAGGAUCUUGAGCAAAGACUAAAGGACAUAGAAGGCAAUCAGACAGCCCUGGGUAAUCAGUUGAAAGAUGGACAGAAGAGGACGGAAAGCCAGCUAACAGCCAUUCAGAAGACUCUAUCCGAGAUCGAGAGGAAACUCGUGCUGCAGAGAUACCAAAAGAUAGGGUCGAGGUACUUCUACAUUGAACACAAUGUAGUGGUGAACUGGAGGACCGCCGAGCAGAUGUGUAUUGAAAUGGGCGGCCACCUCGCCGCCUUCCAAAAUGAACAGGAGUAUAACGCCAUAGCGGCGCAACUGAAAAAGGCGAACUACUGGCUGGGAGUCAAUGACUUGGCCAAACAGGGGGAGUUUAUAUCCUUGGCCUCCGGCAAACUAGCCACCUACUUCAGGUGGCGCAAAAAUGAGCCCAAGUAUAACAAUCCCACCCAGCACUGCGCCUACGUUUAUGGGCACGAAAACGUAAUGAUAGUGCUAUCCUGCACUACUGACGUUAUGCACUUUAUUUGCCAAUCAGACAGUGAUGUCUAGUUUUAAAGUACCAAGCCUGCACAUGUAUAAAUAAAUACAAAAAUAAAUACCCAUAUUUUAUAAUU